ACAUGUAAAAGAGAGAGAGAGAGAGAGAGAGAGAGAGAGAGAGAGAGAUACAGAGAGAAAGAAAUGAUGGAGGAUAUCAAUUAUGAUGCUGAGCAGACAAAUGAUAAUGCUGAGCAAGUAGCCGUGUACAGAGAGUGCCUGAGAAACCAUGCGGCCAGCCUCGGGAGCUACGCCACCGACGGCUGCGGCGAGUUCACUCUUGGCAGCGGAGGAGGCGCGGCGGAUCUCCACUGCGCUGCGUGCCGCUGCCACCGCAACUUCCACCGCAAGCUCACCAAACCAUUUAAGCACCACUACUUCAUGUCAUCACCGCUUGCUCAUGACAACACUACCAGAAAUUCUAGUGCAGAGCAAAUGGUGAGCAACAAGAACAAUAAUAAUAGUAAUAAUAAGCGGGCGAGGAGCAAGUUUACGGCAGAUCAGAAGCAGAAGAUGCUGGCCUUUGCGGAGAAGCUGGGGUGGAGGCUGCAGAGGAAUAAAGAUCAUCAUAUUCCGGUUUCCGACGACGAAAUCGAGAGCUUCUGCAGAGGAAUUGGUGUGAGUAGGAGAGUCUUCAAGGUGUGGAUGCACAACCACAAGAGUCUAUCUUCUUCCUCUUCUACUAAUAAUAAUAAUAAUAAUUCCUCUCUAUCUACUGGCAUUGUUUCUUCUCUCACACAAUAGACUAAUCAAUAACCUUUUUUUCUUUUUUUUUAUUCAGUGAUUUGGUAAUUUA
Messenger RNA from Morus notabilis, 715 nucleotides. RefSeq names its product zinc-finger homeodomain protein 5-like. The coding region runs from base 64 to 663 and encodes 199 amino acids. Gene Ontology annotation, molecular function: DNA-binding transcription factor activity; transcription cis-regulatory region binding. The record is from RefSeq and is a predicted model, not a curated record. Gene Ontology annotation, biological process: regulation of DNA-templated transcription; regulation of developmental process. Gene Ontology annotation, cellular component: nucleus. The transcript has a single exon. NCBI's taxonomy places the organism in Eukaryota, Viridiplantae, Streptophyta, Magnoliopsida, Rosales, Moraceae.